UUUCAUUGUACAUAUAGUACAUAAUACAUGCGACCUGUGUGGCUACUGUCACGCGAGUGUUUUUAGUCUGAAAAAACUGAAAAAAUGGAAAGGGCACAACAAUAUAUUCGACAUGAUAUACCGAAAGAUGCCAUAAUGUUGACAAAAUAUGAGGCUUUAAAUCAUCAAACAAAAUUUUAUACAAACUGGAAACCACAAAGCGAUGUAUGGCCGUUAUUAUAUGGACGUCCUAUUCUAGCCACAGCAGCAGCAUGUACCGGUUUUUACAUCAAUCUUCGAUUCAGAAAGAAAUUAAAGCUCCGAGAUUAUAGUUCGAUUUUUACAAUAGCUGGUGUUACAGCAGUUCCAACUGCAAUGACAGGACUUUGUUACUCAGAGUUUGUCUUGAAUAAACUGUUAUUAUUAGAGGUUCGUUGCCCUUUAUGUCUGGAAACCAGGUCUGUUUUCUCACAAAUUUUUACUGGCAUAUUUUUUCCAUUGAUGUUAGUACCAAUCGCAAAUUUCUCUAUGGCUUUUACAAGUGGGACAUUUAACGUACCACUCAUAACUGAUGUAAAAAGAACAUUCAAAAUUAUUUCAUCAGUCUAUCAACCAAUGCUACCUAUGUUUGCAACAAUUUUUACUCUUCAAGUACUAUUAGCUGGUUUUAUAACACAUUCACAAAUUAAAUCUUUUCUUCAUAUAUUGGAUGUACAAUAUUACAUAGAAGAACAACAAAAAAAUGAGAAACAUGCAUCAAGUAAUCUUUAAACUUGUACAAUA
Messenger RNA from Camponotus floridanus (Florida carpenter ant), 762 nucleotides. RefSeq lists its product as uncharacterized. NCBI's taxonomy places the organism in Eukaryota, Metazoa, Arthropoda, Insecta, Hymenoptera, Formicidae. Gene Ontology annotation, cellular component: mitochondrion. Gene Ontology annotation, biological process: mitochondrial respiratory chain complex I assembly. Bases 85 to 750 code for a protein of 221 amino acids. The transcript has 4 exons. The record is from RefSeq and is a predicted model, not a curated record.